CAUCUUCGUUAUCUAAAUUUCUACAAGUAGAUCGAACAAGCCAUAAUCCAAAAUCACCAAAUUUAGAAAAUAAAAAUGGAAGUGCAAUACUCUUGUACUAUUGUCUCUAAAGUUCUAUUAUUUCCAUUUUUAUUUUUACUUGUCAUUUCCAAUGUCCAUGUUAGUGCAUCAACUUCAGUCAUAGACAAUUUCCUUAAAUGUGUUCCAACUCGUUCAACUACUUCACAUCCAAUCUCUAAUGCAAUCUACACUCCUAGUAACUCUUCUUUCUUAAACGUACUUCAAAACUACGUACGAGAUAGUAGAUUUAACACAUCUUUAACCCCAAAACCUCUAGCCAUUGUAACAGCCUUGGACGUAUCCCAUGUCCAAGUUACCGUGAUAUGUGCGAAAACAAAUGGCGUACAAAUUAGGAUCAGAAGUGGUGGGCAUGAUUUCGAAGGCCUAUCAUACAUCUCGAAUGAUCCAUUUAUCAUCCUCGACAUGUUUAAUCUUCGAUCCAUCGAUAUCGAUAUACCAAAUGAGAUUGCUUCUAUUCAGGCUGGGGCAACUCUUGGUGAACUUUAUUAUAAGAUUGCACAAAAGAGUAAUAUCCAUGCCUUCCCUGCUGGAGUAUGCUUUACUCUCGGCGCCGGAGGCCACUUUAGUGGAGGUGGAUAUGGGAAUAUGUUACGACAAUAUGGCUUAUCAAUUGAUAAUAUUAUUGAUGCACAAGUAGUUGAUGCAAAUGGUAGAAUUCUCAAUCGUAAAAGUAUGGGUGAAGAUCUUUUUUGGGCUAUUAGAGGUGGUGGUGGUGCUAGUUUUUGUGUCAUCUUAUCUUGGAAAAUUAAACUAGUACGUGUCCCGGACAUUGUUACAGUUUUUAAUGUUCAAAAGACACUAGAAGAAGGUGCUACAAAUAUAGUCCUACAAUGGCAAAAAAUAGCUACUACAAUAGAUAGAAAGCUCUUUAUUAGAGUGCAACCACAAGUUAUUCAACAAGGAGGAAAGAAGACAGUUCAAGUUUCAUUCAUUGGGCAAUAUCUAGGACGUGCUAAUACACUUCUUACAUUGAUGAAAAAAAGCUUUCCACUUUUAAGUUUACAAGCACAAGAUUGCUCCGAGAUGCCAUGGAUCGAAACAACUUUAUUUUGGUAUGGUAACCCAAAGGGUACUCCAAUUGAGGUGUUAUUGCAGAGGACACCAACAUCAUCACAUUCCUAUGGAAAACACAAGUCCGAUUUCGUUAAAAAGCCGAUCCCAAGGGAAGGGUUGGAGAUGAUAUGGAGGAAGAUGAUUGAAGCGCAGAUAUUAGACAACAUUUUGUUGUUGCAAUGGAAUCCUUAUGGUGGAAGGAUGAACGAAAUCGAAGCGAAUGCAACAGCAUUCCCUCAUCGAGCAGGGAACUUAUUUAAGAUUCAAUACAUUACACUUUGGCAAGAUGAUAGUGCUGAGACUACAAGUAAGAAUCUCGAAGCGACUCGAAAACUUUAUGAUGCAUUCACUCCUUAUGUGUCUAAGAAUCCAAGACAAGCAUUCUUGAAUUAUAGGGAUAUUGAUAUUGGGACGAAUGAGCAGGGGAGCCUAGUUUUUGCUUCUGAUUUUUUUAUGGGUAAUGUCAAGAGAUUAUUGCAAGUAAAGGCUAAUGUUGAUCCUACCAAUUUCUUUAGGUAUGAACAAAGUAUACCUGUUCUUCCUAAAGACAAGAAAGUUGACAUUCAAGAAAAGGGUGUUGUUAUGAAUGGAUUGAGAAAAUCCUCUUACUGAGUUUAUGUUGCUUGAUUCAUGUAAGCUUUGUAUAAUAACUUUGUGUGCGACAGUUGUGCAUAUAAAAAAAAGUAUCUGUGUGGGUGCAAUUUGAAAAUCUAUAAGAAAAACUUCAAGAAUAAUACAGAAAUCAUAUCGAAGCUAAUGAUAAAUUUCAUUAGAUGUUUGAAUUU
Molecule: messenger RNA, 1919 nt
Organism: Beta vulgaris subsp. vulgaris (sugar beet)
Lineage: Eukaryota; Viridiplantae; Streptophyta; Magnoliopsida; Caryophyllales; Amaranthaceae
Product: berberine bridge enzyme-like 4
Exons: 1
Coding region: 76-1746 (556 amino acids)
Molecular function (GO): FAD binding; oxidoreductase activity
Source: RefSeq, a predicted model, not a curated record